GCGGGGCCAUGGCGCUGCUGCGGGCCCGGGCGCUCUACGACUUCAAGUCGGAGAACCCGGGCGAGAUCUCCCUGCGGGAACACGAGGUGCUGAGCCUGUGCAGCGAGCAGGAGAUCGAGGGCUGGCUCGAGGGGGUCAACAGCCGCGGCGACCGCGGCCUCUUCCCGGCCUCCUACGUGCAGGUCAUCCGAGCGCCAGCCGCCGAGCCGCCGCCGCCGCUGCCCGUGCCCAACCCGGCCCGCUACGCGAACGUGCCGUCCGGCGGCUUCGAGCCCGUAGCCCCGCCGGCCAGCGCCUUCAACCCUCCCCCGGUGCAGCACCAGCAACAGCUCCCUCCACCGGUCGCCGAGCCUUUCCAGCUGCCGCCGCCGCCGACUUCGUCCGUCUUCUCCUCCUUCCAAGCGCUGCCUUCUUACAGUGUGUCUUCUUAUCAGACCAGCCAAGGCAGCGACGACGACUGGGACGAUGACUGGGACGACAGCUCCACCGUGGCGGACGAGCCGGGCGUCUUGGGCAGCUCUUACCCGGACUACGAGAACGCAGGCGGAGGUGGCACGGGUGGCCCUUCUAGGUACCGCCUUUCCACCCGGUCCGAUCUUUCUCUGAGCUCCCGGGGUAGUCAGCCUGGCGGACCCCUGCAUCACCCGGCAGGGGGUGCCAAGAGUUCCGCCACGGUGAGCCGAAACUUGAACCGCUUCUCCACUUUUGUGAAAUCAGGAGGUGAGGCCUUUGUGCUAGGUGAGGCAUCCGGUUUUGUAAAGGAUGGAGACAAGCUGUGUGUGGUGCUGGGCACCUAUGGGCCUGAGUGGCAGGAGAACCCUUACCCUUUCCAGUGCUCCAUUGAAGAUCCCACCAAACAAACUAAAUUCAAAGGCAUGAAGAGUUACAUUGCCUACAAGCUAGUACCAAGUCACACUGGACAGCAGGUGCACCGGCGCUACAAGCACUUUGACUGGCUCUAUGGGCGCCUGGUGGAGAAGUUUCCUGUCAUCUCAGUGCCCCAUUUGCCAGAGAAGCAGGCCACGGGACGAUUUGAGGAGGACUUUAUCUCCAAGCGCCGCAAAGGCCUGGCCUGGUGGAUGGACCACAUGUGUAGCCAUCCAGUGUUGGCCCAGUGUGAUGCCUUCAAGCAUUUCUUGACCUGCCCUAGCACUGAUGAGAAGGCCUGGAAGCAGGGCAAACGCAAGGCCGAGAAGGACGAGAUGGUGGGUGCUAACUUCUUUUUGACCAUUAGUGUGCCCACUGGGGGUCCUGCUGCUCUAGACCUACAGGAGGUAGAAAGCAAGGUGGAUGGCUUCAAGAGCUUCACCAAGAAGAUGGACGAGAGCACCAUUCAGCUGAACCAGACAGUCAAUGAGUUUGCCCGCAAGCAGGUCACUGGCUUCAAGAAGGAGUACCAGAAAGUGGGGCACUCGUUCAGAGGCCUCAGCCAAGCCUUUGAGAUGGACCAGCAGGCUUUUUCAGUUGGCCUCAAUCAGGCUAUUGCCUUCACUGGAGGAGCAUAUGAUGCUAUUGGUGAACUCUUUGCAGAGCAACCCAGACAAGACCUGGACCCAGUGAUGGAUUUGUUAGCUCUAUAUCAGGGACAUCUAGCCAAUUUUCCAGACAUAAUCCACGUCCAGAAAGGAGCCCUUACCAAAGUUAAGGAAAGUAAGAGGCAUGUGGAAGAAGGGAAGAUGGAAACUCAGAAGGCUGAUGGCAUUCAGGAUCGUUGUAACAUUAUUUCAUUUGCUACUCUGGCAGAAAUCCACCAUUUCCACAAAAUUCGUGUCAGGGACUUCAAAUCACAGAUGCAGCAUUUCUUACAGCAGCAAAUACUUUUUUUCCAAAAAGUGACACAAAAGUUAGAAGAAGCUCUUCACAAGUACGACAGUGUUUAACUUUAAUAUAGCUUAAUUAUUGGACUUUGGUGGAUAUUUCUUGGCAUGGAAUAAGCAACAGAGACAAUGCCGCUGUCAAAUAUUGGUGGCACUUCUUGGGGCGCUUUACAUGGAUAACUUUGUAAUCUCUUCUGGAUUUCAGCUGAAUCUAAUAAUUGCAUAAGGAGAAAAUAAUUAUGCCCAUUUAGUGGAGACUGUAUUACGCAUUGUAACUAAGUUACACUCCAAAUGCCUACACUACCAUUGUAAUGUUUUUGAAAUAAUGAUUAUACUAUUUGCCUUAUUGCUUUUUUGAGAUAUGGUAUUUUAGUGCAUAUUCUGUAGACCACCAAACCUUUGGGUCUUUCAAGAAGUUGGUUAGAUAAAAGCCAACUUCAGAUGCCUUUUAAAAAUUCUCUUUGGUUUGAAUUUUCUAAAUUCAACCAACCCUGUUUACAAACUCCUAUUAGAGCAGCUAUGCGAUUUUGUGCCUUUAGACUUACAGUUUUCAUUAUUUUUUUUCUAGUAAAACUCAUUUUUAUGACUGAUUGAAUGAAGGGUUGGCACCUCUGACAGGGCCUGAUUUCAAACCUCAUAGUGACUGAAAAAUAACUAGUCAUGUAACUUGCACACUAGAUAUGAUAAAUGUUGAGUAAAACAAUAAGUCUUGGAUUUAAAAUCACUGUCAGCUUUGUUCUGAUUAAAAAUACUAUUUAUUAUUUGUACCAGAACCUUAAAACAUACAAGCAAGAAUGCAGCCCUACUAUAAUCAUUUCUAAGAUGGCAAUAUAAAACCUUUCAGUGUGACACAUGUUCGAAUAGAAACAUGGACCACUUGGCUAAUAAACGAGCAUCAAGGCAUGUCAGUGGGAUAAGAGGUGAGGUUCACACUUGUGUGCAUGUGAGUGGGGGGAGGGGUUGCAAGACUUACGGGGCUGUUGAUUUCAACUCUUAAGUGGGGUUGACAUCAUUUGGAAAUGUCACAAAUCAUCAAACAUUCAGUGAAAUUACUGAUUGGUUGGGAGGAGAAUAUCAAUAGCUUUCGACAAAAGUAUUUCCAUGAAUGUAUCUAAUCUGUUUGACAGCCCUUUCUCACAUCUUGUGCUAUUGAUUCCCAUAAUUUACAGGCACAUGUUCUGCUAAUGUGGGUGGGUACAUUUUUUCAAUCACUGUUUCUCUCCUCCAAAUUUGUCACAUACACAUGCAUGACCUAAAUGAUUUCUUCCUUUAUAGGUGAUCAAAUGUGAGUUCAUCAUUAUGGUAGAGCCUGGGAGAAAUCAGUUCUUAGUAUUCUACAGAGUUAAUUUCCUCCUGGAUAUCAAGGGGUGAGACGGGAGUUCCAGCAAAACCCAUUCAGGCCUCUUACAACUUCAUAAGGCUGUCCCAGAACCUGUAUGUGCAAAAGCAUCCAUGUUUUCUUUAUUACUAAAGUGCGUACCAUUAAAAGAAACAGCUUCAUUCUCAAGUGAACACCAUCUGCUGUCUUCUCCCUUUGCCCAUUCCGUGACCUCUGUGAUUUGUUGUAUGUUUAAUUUGUUAGGUCUAAACUUACAUGCUUUGUCACUUCCUUUAUUUUUGGAGGGUAAUCUCCAAUAUAUUCUGCAGUUCAUUAUAUUCAUGAUGUAAAUAAAAUGUUCUUCCAAAGUUGAACCUAAAAAUUAAAGUUGGACCUUAAUUACUAACAAUGCUAUUCUAUACAUAUCUACUCAGAAAUAUGCCCCAUUGAGUUCAAUCCUAAAUACACAUUACUCAUACCGUGCCUUAAAAAGUUGUUCUAGACAGCCCGCCUGAAAUGUCAAUAGCACCGUGGCAUUGUGUUAGCACAGUGGUGGGUGAGAUGUGCCUAAGGUUUCAUCCAAGCCUCCCAAUUCUGAUUUUUUCAAUUAUUGCAGGGUUGUUUUUUUAAAACAAAUAACAUUUUUAAAACAACUUACUUAACCUUUUUAUUCCAUUCCUUUUUAAUGUCAUUUUGACCGGGGUCCACAGAAGUACACUGCACACCAGAGGAACUUUGACUUUGUGUUCCUUAGUAGCUUGUCAAUCAUAAUAUGACUACUAUUAAUAAUGCUUCAAUAUUAGGUCUCUUGACCUAUUAUCUUGAAAAAUAAUGCUAGGGGUGGGUUAUGUUAGGGUCCCAUCUUUAAGGCCCCAUCGCACAGGUCACUGAUUUUUCUUCCUGCUAUUAACCUUUUAAAAAGACGGAUAAAGAACACUAGUUACAUUUUAAAAAAUAGUAAUUUCAAAGUAAGGAAGCCUGAUUCUGGGGAAGACUCCAGUCUUGUAUCUUUAAUGGUUGUGAAAAAUGUUCUAUUACGUGUAGGAGCUGUUUUACAUUUCACUUCAGAGUAACUAUUAGUGCACAGCCUUGCAACCCUGUUAGCACAGAUGAGUGGGCAAUCUUACUUGCACAAAAAUGUGGUAGCUGGUUCUUUUUCAUUUCAGCUAAAGUUUCCCUUAUAUCUGAACAGACAUUAGAUAUAUAAUAUGUACAGUGAGAUGAGGUACUUAUUUUCUCCUUACUCAAAAAUAUUGACCAAUUUAGUCUCCUCAUAGGACAUGUUUGACUUCUCAAGUGCUAGCAUCUGGCAGAACCACCAUUUUACAGAGUAGACCAUGGGUUCUCAAGCUAUGGCCUGGGGCUGGAUCUGGCCCACAGUGGUUUGUUUGCUUGCUUGGGGAACACCAUCUCCAAGCGAGCAAGCCACUGCCUUGUGCGCCCGCCUCGCAGCGGGUGCCCGCCCCACCUUGCCUCGGCUCCCCUUGCUGCGCCCACACGCCUGCGCCUCCCCUCCUCUCAACACAUGCGCCUCACCAUGCGCCCUGCCUCAGCGCAUGCGCCUGCACACACCGCCCCUGCCCCCACCUCCUCACUUGCCCGCGCACAUGACCAGGCACCACCUUUCUGGCCCACGCCCAGCACUGGCAGCUUUCAGCUGGCACCCUGGUGAAAAAGUUUGAGGACGCCUGCAGUAGACCAAUGAUGCUUUGAUAUGGAGGGAUGGUGCUUAAACCAACCAAACUUCUCUGUUCAAGGCUUACAUAUAUGAACUUUGGAGAUUCAGACAGCUGUGUGGGUUUCUGGCUUUUGCUGUACUUUCAAAACCAGUAUCUCCAUUCCUGAGCAUCCAAAGUAGACAAACUGGAAUCAUCCUUUAAUAGAGAUACAGUAUUUUCAGCUAAAAAAGAAGCCUUAACUGAAAUAUGCAAAGACAAUGCAACAGCCUUGAAUAGGUUUAAAGGGACUUUGGUGGCUUGCCAUGUAUGCACAUGAUAAAGACCCAGACUUUUUUCUGCUUUGAACUUAUUGUGAUAAUAUUUGCACAAAUAAAUUGUUCCACUAGCUUCCACUGCUCAGUAAGUUAUGUAUAUAUAAGAGGCAUUGACCAGCUUUGCAGCUAGCCAGCUGCUUACAUUUUAGUUAUUAUCACUGAACUUUUCCAGGAAACUUUGGUCGGUAUGGAUGUUAGGUUGCAAAUAUGGGGGUUAUUCACAGAGCUUUGGGAUAAGUCAUAUACUUGCAUUCUUCAAUUUGUUACUGAUUUCAAUGAAAUGCUCUCUGUUGUCAGUGACCACAAGUUAACUCUUACUCAGAGCAACUUGUUUUAUGGGAAAUGGGUAGAUUCAAAUAUUUAGCUUCUUUUUCUAAACACUGAGAGAUAAAGCAGUAUUGAAUAGAUGUGGUUUCAUAACUUUGAAAUUCAGUGGUUUCUGGUUUGUACAGGGCUCCCCCACAAUCUGAAACGUUGGAAACCUAUAACACACAUGUUAUUGUGUUGCAUUCCCAGCAGCCAUGGCCAUACUGGGCUGGUUUACACAAACAGUCCACUGUGGCUUGUUUAAGGCAAAAUGGCUACAGAACAUGCAAGUAGCCAUUUUGAAUAUGUGUGCCAUGGCUUGUCAACAUUCAAAUCGCACUAGAGGUAAUGCAAAAGUUAUAUAAUAUUUGCAUAACCUAUGGUCUUCUUUUUUUAAAAAAAUCACAGGACAAAAGAUGAAAGAUGUAGUCUUUCUAAGUCAAAUAUUUAUACAGCCUCCUAGAUAGGUAAAAGCCUUUCCACCAUGGGCAUCAUCCAAAGCUUCCUGAAGAAGCAGAAAGACCACUUAGAUCUGCUAAUUCAUAACAGUUGCUGUUAAGGCAUAAUUUCUCCAUAUUUUCUUAUUCCUUAAACAAAAAGCAUCAUUAUUUGCUUUCCAAUUGACCUGUUUCCUACUUAGAUUCCUUGUUCUAGUCAUGUCUCAAUGAGCCAAGGAGAGGUUGCAGAGAAAGUUUCCCUUGCUUCCUUUACCUAUUCCAUCCAUACCAUGGAUACAGCUUAGAUAAAGCUUCAGUCCCUUCCCACCAGCUCACAUUCUCACUCAGCUUUUGCCCUGUCCUGGUCUCCGCAGUCUCAAGCUUUGCUCCAAGUGAACAUCUUUAGGACUCACUCCAACUAAAGCUAGAACUCUGCCCACUAAACUUGUGUGACAUAACACAAGGAUGGCAGAUGAACUGACAGUUCACCAGAUUUUGUCUUUUGGCAAGUUCACAUUAGUUUUUGAAGUAAUGAAAAAAAGUCUUAUUUUUUGGUGGGGGUGGGGCUUGGGGCUUUUUUGCUUUUUUUUGUCUACAUGCCCUUUGCUUUAACUCAGCCUCUUUCAAAAUCCACUGCAAGGUCUGACCAAAUAGCAUUGGUGGGAAACUGUAAAAUGACCACAAGCAGGGCGAGUCCAAGUUUGUUCAGAAGCACAUUCUACUAUGCACAAUGUGGCUGACGUCUAGGUAAGUGUGCAUAUGACUGCAGCCAUACAGUACAAACCUGUACAUGCCUAAUCAAAACUAAGCCUCAACAAGUUUGGGAAGCAGUAUAGAAUCACCCCUUGAUUUAUCAGAAGGUAUCACUCUGAAAUACCUGGAGGUCUGAGUGCAAAGUUGCAGUCUUACUGUACUGUAUGUUCUUUAUUACAUUUUAAUUCUGUUGUUACCCACUCUGUUCUCUUGAAAUAGGGAAAUAAAUGAAUCUAAAUAAAUAAUUCAA
Molecule: messenger RNA, 6874 nt
Organism: Varanus komodoensis (Komodo dragon)
Lineage: Eukaryota; Metazoa; Chordata; Lepidosauria; Squamata; Varanidae
Gene: SNX18
Product: sorting nexin 18
Exons: 2
Coding region: 9-1880 (623 amino acids)
Biological process (GO): endocytosis; plasma membrane tubulation; endosomal transport
Cellular component (GO): plasma membrane; cytoplasmic vesicle
Molecular function (GO): phosphatidylinositol binding; protein binding
Source: RefSeq, a predicted model, not a curated record